Molecule: messenger RNA, 1305 nt
Organism: Misgurnus anguillicaudatus (oriental weatherfish)
Lineage: Eukaryota; Metazoa; Chordata; Actinopteri; Cypriniformes; Cobitidae
Gene: samd12
Product: sterile alpha motif domain containing 12
Biological process (GO): cell surface receptor protein tyrosine kinase signaling pathway
Cellular component (GO): cytoplasmic side of plasma membrane
Molecular function (GO): protein binding
Source: RefSeq, a predicted model, not a curated record
GUGUGUAGAUUCGCGUGCGUGCGUGCAUUAUUCAGCGUCCACGCUCGCUCCAUGCGCGUACACCCACUGAUGCACAUCAUCUCAUCGUGUGAGAAGAACAGUACAGAUUGUUCAUACAAUAUGAAACGGCAUUAUAUGCAGGUUUAAAAUGCGCGGUUGGUAAUUUAGAUGCGAUGAAAACCAGCGGACGGACGCGCGCGUGUUAUUCAUCAUAGAGGUUUAGUAUAAGGUGCACGCGUGAGGUACUUCGCUGUUUCCUUCACCUGAUCUGGUACAAUGAUGCUGGGUCAGUCUCCGCAUCUUAUCGGGGGCAUCCUGUGGAUUCAAAACCCAAUGCGAGCUGUCCACUGCAAUCUGACUCAGAAUGGGAUCGACCAUCAAGUGUGCACAGAGGAUGUGACCUCGCACCUGGUGGAAACGUCUGUUGAUGGACUGGACGAUGACAGCCAAGACUUUCAGGACCAGAGUCCCGGUUUCCAGCGAAGAUCUCCUCCUCAGCGCUCAGUGUCUGAGUCUGAACUUACCAGGCCGGGAACUGUGAAGCUGUCCAAACCGGUGGCGCUGUGGACUCAGCAGGACGUGUGUAAGUGGCUGAAGAAACAUUGUCCCAAUCAACACCAAGUCUACAGUGACUCCUUCAAACAGCAUGACAUCACAGGUCGAGCUCUGAUGAGGCUCACUGACAGAAAGUUGGAGCGGAUGGGCAUCAUGCAGGAGAGUCAGAGGCAGUUCAUCCUACAGCAGGUGCUUCAGCUUCGCGUCAGAGAAGAAGUACGCACCCUGCAGCUGCUCACACAAGGUCAGUAAACAAUACUAUAAGGAGUUUUGUUGGUAAAGGCAGCGGCUGCCAUGGAGGAUUCUCUUCAUCUCCGUAUGCAAUAUGUAGAGACUAAAUUAAGGGAUCGCCCCAGUGCUGACAUGCAUAAGAAUGGACAGCACGUUGAUGCAGACAGGAGGUUUAAUCCUUCAGCACUUGCAGUCGGAACCGUGAUGGACAUUACUUUUGAAAGAAAUCAUGAAUGUCAGAGUUGUAGGUUUCAGCCUACGUCCACAUGAAAGAACGCUGUGUACCAGCGGUUAAGCUGGCGGUUGCAUUCAGCUCUAAUUCCAGAAGAACAUGGAAAAUGACUUGAUGGAUUAUAGGAAUGUUCCAGGUUUAAUACAGAUCAAGGUUUAGCGGUCAGAAAACCAUCCAAAAAAUGUCUAAUACUGAUAGCUGGAUCUGUGCAGUGCUCAGUAAAGCAUCCUGUUAUCAUAUUACAGUAACACUUACAUAAAAUGGUGCAGUUUGCAACACACAGGUUA